CUCGGCUUGUUCGGUGUACGGACGUUUGUAGAGGAGCUCGGCACAGAUAUGACUUCCACACACAACUACCAGAGCCUGGAGGCCGACAGCAAACCCAGCUCCAGAGUAUUGAAGCCUCCGGGAGGUGGAUCAAGCUACAUUUUUGGCACUUCUGAAGAACAGUCCAUUUCAACCCGACAGCACAGGAUGGACUCCAAUAUCUUCGGGUCCGCUAAAGAACCUGAAAACAUGCCAAAGAGGUCCAACCCUCCAGGUGGAAAGACAAGUGGUAUAUUCCAGGAUCGCAAACCUGUGCAAGCAGCAGGAAAGCAGAACCCGCAAGGAGGAAAGAGCAAUGACAUCUUCGGUGAUGGAAAACUACCAACAAGCCCCAAAGCGCAUCCAAAUAAACCGAAGGAUAACAUUUCUUUAAAAGAACCAGAGAGACCGCCUCCUCCACCUCCAGCUCCCACACCAGAGCCCACGCCAGAAGUGAAAACACCAGUGGCCAAAGAGGAGAAGAAGAAGGUUGCAGUGCCAGAAGUAGACCUUUCCAGACAUGAACCUCACCUAGGCCCCCGGCCACGCUCCCACAACAGAGUCCUGAACCCACCAGGGGGCAAAUCCAGUGUCACCUUCUAUUAACAACCACAAUGUAACCGAGUUAGCAGGGUGGCCCUAUGCAUGUGAAACAUACUGUAGCUCCCUUAGAUCAGGGCAGAGCAUCAAUUAAAGGCCAGAAAAUGACAAGUUUAUUCCUGCUUGGUACCAAACAGAUGAAAAGUUCAUAUUGCACCCAGCCAUCCUAACCACAACUGCAUACUGUUUUGCAGAAAGGACAUUUUAUGUCUGGUAGCUGGAGAAAUCCCUACAUACUGUAGUUUUAUUGGUA
This is a messenger RNA of Nanorana parkeri, 871 nucleotides long. It is a transcript of the gene JPT2, whose product is annotated as hematological and neurological expressed 1 like. Bases 49 to 624 code for a protein of 191 amino acids. Lineage: Eukaryota; Metazoa; Chordata; Amphibia; Anura; Dicroglossidae. The transcript is spliced from 5 exons. The record is from RefSeq and is a predicted model, not a curated record. Gene Ontology annotation, cellular component: nucleus.